AUAAAGUGUAGAUCUGUGGUUUAAAGUCAUAUUCGAUUAAGGGAUAACGGAUAUGAUUAACCAAAUAGAAGAAAUGGAUGUAUUAAAGUCAUUUAGUAAUUUGCAAUUUGAACUGGAAGAGGCUAAACAUAGUUUAAAGAGUGUGGAUGAUAACAUUAAAAAAAUAAUCGGUAGAGAUCCUUCGGAGUUACCGUCAAAAUUAAAUAAAAAAAGAUUACCUCAGUUUGAAGAAAAAGUGCGAACAGGUUUAAAAACUCUAAAUCGUGCACGUAAAAUUACAUAUGAAAUAGAAACACCUGUAAGUAAGAGACGAAACAGUGAUUCAAUAUUUAAAAGAUUGUCGACAGCAGUUCAGGAAGAUGUACAUCAAAAUUUACAAAAGCAGUUGAUAAGUAAAGUUAUUGUUACUUCAAGAGAAGUUCCAAGUAGAGAAGAUGCUUUGGAAGCUCAGAAGAAAGAUGAAAAAUUUAGAGCAAGAAAUAGGAGAAUGUUUGGUGCUCUUUUAGGAACCCUGCAAAAAUUUCAACAAGAAGAGACAAAACUGAAGCCUCGGAUUGGUGAAAUGAUUCUUGAAACAGGUAGAAACCCUUAUUACCCUUGGUCGUAG
Messenger RNA from Anoplophora glabripennis (Asian longhorned beetle), 607 nucleotides. RefSeq names its product pinin (gene Pnn). NCBI's taxonomy places the organism in Eukaryota, Metazoa, Arthropoda, Insecta, Coleoptera, Cerambycidae. Gene Ontology annotation, cellular component: catalytic step 2 spliceosome. Bases 53 to 607 code for a protein of 184 amino acids. The record is from RefSeq and is a predicted model, not a curated record. The transcript has 2 exons.